AUGAGGAUAGUAAGUGAUCGAAAAUCGGAUGGACGAGUUUAUAACACUCCAACAUCUUCUGAGGUUGCUGCUAUUAUUCCAGGAGAUUUCAAUAUGCAGAUGGAAACAAAUCGCGAUAUUAUUCUUCAAGAAAGAAAUUCUGGAAAACUCAAGCGUAUAAGCGAGAUUCAUCCUAGCUAUAUUCCAAUGAAAUAUCCAAUACCUUUUGCACAUGGAGAAGAUGGUUUUAGGCUUGGAAUCAAGAAAGCUGAUUCUGAAGCGUCAAAGAAGACCAAAAAAGAGAACAUCAGUAUGAGGCAAUUUCAUGCAUAUCGUCUAAUGCAAAGAGACAACGAGUCAAAUCAUCUUCUUCAUUGUAGAAGAUUGUUUCAGCAGUAUCUUGUGGAUAUCUACACAAUGAUUGAGUCAAACAGAUUAUCUUACUUGAAAAUGAAUCAGACGAGUUUAAGAUCCGACUCCUACGACUCUAUCAAGCAGUCUGAAGAUAAAGGAGUUGUUGACAUGGACGAAGUAGGUAAUAAGUUCUACCUACCAGCGACUUUCACAGGAGGACCGCGCUAUAUGAGGGAGUUGUAUUUCGAUGCAAUGGCCAUAUGCAGACAUUUUGGAUUUCCAGAUCUUUUCAUUACAUUUACAUGCAAUCCUAAGUGGCCAGAACUCACAAGGGAGCUUGAGGGAACUUCUCUUGGUCCAACUGAUAGACCAGAACUUAUUGCAAGGAUUUACGAAGCCAAACUUACGAGCUUGAUGAGCGACCUAAUUGACAAUAAACUCCUUGGGUAA
This is a messenger RNA of Microthlaspi erraticum, 783 nucleotides long. The record is from the annotation of a GenBank genome assembly. Lineage: Eukaryota; Viridiplantae; Streptophyta; Magnoliopsida; Brassicales; Brassicaceae.